This is a messenger RNA of Triticum dicoccoides, 1104 nucleotides long. RefSeq names its product two-component response regulator ORR22-like. Gene Ontology annotation, molecular function: DNA binding. The transcript has 7 exons. The record is from RefSeq and is a predicted model, not a curated record. Gene Ontology annotation, biological process: cytokinin-activated signaling pathway; phosphorelay signal transduction system. Bases 216 to 644 code for a protein of 142 amino acids. NCBI's taxonomy places the organism in Eukaryota, Viridiplantae, Streptophyta, Magnoliopsida, Poales, Poaceae.
GUUCAGUUUCCAUUUUGCACUUGCCCACGGUGCCUGGUCCAGCGCAUUGGCAGGAGGAGCAAGAGUCAAGGCAUGCCGCCCCCGAUUCUACAGUGUGCCCGACGGAUGCCUCUACAGCAGCAGCAGCGGCGGCAAGCCUGGCUCGUGGCACCAGAAGCGGGCGACGAAAGCCAUUGCCAGUGACGGCGACGAAUCAGGCUGUUAUCGCGCUGAGGAUGCCGCGGGAAAACAGGGACAUGCUUGAUCUGGUUAUCAGUGGUGCCCACAUGCUAGACAUGGAUGGCUUUAAGCUUCUUGAGCUUGUAGGGCUUGAAAUGGACCUCCCCGUCAUCAUGUUAUCUGUGAAUGGAGAGACAAAAACUGUAAUGAAGGAGAUAACUCAUGGUGCCUGCAUCUAUCUCCUAAAACCCAUUCACAUCGAGGAGCUUAGGAAUAUCUGGCAGCAUGUUGUUUGGUCCGUUGAAUUAUAUAGAAAAUUCAUCUCUGCUGUCAACCAUCUUGGAAUUGACAAAGGUGUGCCGAAAAGGAUACUUGAGCUCAUGAAUGUUGAGAAACUCACUAGGGAAAAUGUUGCAAGUCGUCUACAGGUUGAGUUCAGCACAUGUAUACCUACCUCAGUCAGUGAGGCACCACGCAGAGUUUGAGGAGAUGUAGGCCAGCGUGCCACCUCUCUCACUUUUCAAGUCACCGCUGAGCCGCCUUUUUUGCUUCAGAGGCUUCUUGUGUCACCAUAGCAGAUCCGUGUGUCACAACAUGCAAGCAAAUCAAAUGAAGGAGUGUGGACAAAGUUAUAUAUCGAGCAAAUCGGAUGAAGGCGUGUGGACAAAGUUAUAUAUCCAAUAGUCAACCAUGUAGUUUACUAUUGUGCAGUAUGAAAAACAGUGUACAUAAGUUAUCUGGCACUAAUACUAUGGCCUGCUUUUGGUUUCUAUGAUACCAACCCUUGCUUAGGUAUUUCAUGUCACAUUGCAUAACAAAUGCGCCAAUGGCAUGCAGAUAGGGCCAUUUUUUUAGAUAUUUUACGGGUGAUUACUGUAGUGAGUAUCUACCAUCACCUACUCUUUGAGUAAUAUCAGAUAUAUUUCCAUCUUGGGGUAUAUUGAG